CUCACAUACUGGUAGAAAGCAGCAGGCAGGCUGGCGUUCAGGGCUCGUCCACUUUAAGGUUCUGUCCAGUGUUUAAAAGAGGCUGAGGUAGACCCUGGGGAACAUGAUUCUGUGUGUGAGCUGCCAACAGAAUUUGUAGAAACUGUUAGACCAAGGCCCCAGGGGUCUUCACCAGUAUAUGACUAUUCAUUAGCAGAAGAAUACAAGGGAAAGAGGGUGCUGGGGGAGAUACCACAUGAGGAAUUUGGUGACAUCACAGACCAGAAAAAAGAUUUAGAAAUUUUGUCAAAGAAACAAUUAUCUGCAAACAUGAGUCACAAAAUGGAAGAAAAGGAAAAGGAUAUUGUAGAAGUGUUUGUGAACACAGAGGCUGAAGUAGGUGCAACUGGUUUCAGUGUUAAAAGGGGAGAAAAAGAGGGCAUAUUUAUCAAACAUGUUCUGAAGGAGUCUCCUGCAGCAAAACAGCUAAGAAUGAGAGAAGGUGACCAACUUAUCAGUGCUACAAUUUAUUUUGAUAAUGUCAAAUAUGAGGACGCACUCAAGAUUUUGCAGUACUCAGAACCAUACAAAAUGAAAUACUGCCUGAAACGAACAAUAUAUGACACAAUAGGAUCAGAGGCAGUUGAAGUAAAAGGAAGUAAACCUAUUGUGGGAGCAGAAGAAGAGUUUUUUUCAACACUUUAUGGAAAUAAAACAAAAAUAACAAGAGAUGGUUCUGAAGAAAUGAGCACGCCAGCAGAAGCACAACUGCAAGAAGCAACACAGAAGGGACGGACAAAGGCGGCAGAGGUGCCUGAUGUAACAUUUUCUUGCCCCAAGUUUCCAGCUUUCAAAAAAACAAAGACAUACAGACUGGACAGAUCACACAGCCUAUCAGAAACAGAAGAACGUGAACAACACGAUGUUACUGCAACAAGCACAGAUAUAGAGUCCCAUUUAAAAACAGCAGAAACUGCUGAAAAAGCAAAAAAACGUAGAAGAAAAAUAAAACUUCCACAUAUUGGUGCAGGAGGAAUAAAAAUGGGGAAAACAGAAGACUCUGAGCAGGAAAGACGAGAACCUGUAUCAGGCAGCAAGGAGUUGUCUGCUUUGAAAUAUGAGAAGUUCACAAUCCAUGCAGACAGUAUAGCACAAAACACAAAUGGCACCGCAACAACAGCAAUAAAGCAAUCUGAUCGAAAGCUGGAGAAUCAAAGCAAUGCAAUGGAAUCAGACAAUAUUAACAGAGAAUCCAAACUGAAAAUGCCAAAACUGAAAAUAGCAAAAUUUAUCCUUUCAGAACCAAUUGAGCCCACAACUGAUGUUGGAACAAAGUUACCAGAUGAACAAAGUCAUUUGCAAACAUCAGAUACAAACAUGGAACAGCACAAAAUUCAAAUUGAUGAUUCAAAAAGAGACAAUAACACACUAUCAGCUAUUCUGACCACUGCUUCAGAAAGUAACUUGAAAACGGCCAGUGGAAUAACCAAAGCUAAGUCACAAAUAGAGGAGGAAUACGCUGAAGUAACCGGCCAACAAACACAACAGGUUGUCUCACAGAAACAACCGAGUAGCAUACAUGUAAAAGCUGAUGUUACAUUGCCACAACAUGAGGAGCAAGAAACAAGUGUCAGCAAGCAGGUUGCUGACAAAUCAUUUCCAAAAUCUGGAAAAGAAACAAAGAAAUCCAAGACUGAUAAGCAAAUAAAAAGCAAAAAGACCAAAAAGAAGGAAGCCAGGGGUAAGGCUUCUGAAAAAGAAACGAAGUCUUCAACACUUGCAAUAGGUGUUAGCUUAACGAAGAUUGAUGCCAAAGAUUCAAAAACAGACAGAGAUAACACAGACCGAGCAGUAAAGACGCUACCAGCAAGGUUGCUGGGUAAUCUCACAACAAGGCACACUGAGCCAGCAGAGGUUGAUUCAAUCACGGAGAUCAGCAAGAGGGAGCAACGGAUUGAAAUUUCAGGCAAAAAAUAUCAAACACAUGAGAGGGAACAAGACUGGGAUUCUUAUCAAACAAAAAGUGAGGAAAACAUGGAAAUUCCAAGGAUGCAGAUAAAAGGAGGACAGAAAAUAGAGAAGUCAAAAACACAAGGACAGGCACUUGUCUCAUCCAAACCUGACAAAGAACAUGUUAAAAUGAACGAUGAUGUUAACCUCCCCAAAGUCGAUGUCUCACAAACAAAAGCUGAUACAUAUGUGAAGGCAGCAAGUAUAGAUGUCACCACAAGCAAGAUGGAAGGUAACCUUAGUCUUGGUGAAAUUGACAUCAAAGGUCCUGAUGUCGGUCUAAGAAUACCUGAGGUGGAAAAACCAGAAGUCGAUACUGAAAUGCCAAAAGUGAUGGAUGUCGAUGUGUCCAUGCCCAAAACUGAUAUUGAUGUUUCAGAUCUGGGAAUGUCAGUGGACAUCAAAGCGCCAUCAACGGCCAUCCAAAUUCCAACAGUUGAUAUGGAUUUAGACUCAGCAGAUCAGAAGGUUAAAGGUGAUGGAGGAAAGUUCAAAAUGCCAUCCGUGAAAAUGCCAUCAUUUGGGAUUUAUCUUCCAAAAUUCAAAGGACCUGAAGUUGAUGUGAGCAAGCCAGAUAUUGAUAUUUCUGUUGAAAAACCAGAGGUAGAUAUGAAAGAUGCAAAAAUGGACAUAAGUACUCCAAAAUUUGAAGCUGAUUUGCAGGCACUGGACGUUGACAUUGAAGAAAAAGGUAGAAAAAUAGAACUGCCAAAGUACAAAGCUCCAAAAUUUGGAUUUUCUACUCCCGAUAUACACGCUCCAAAAAUGGGCCAGGAUGUUAAUCUUCCCAAAGUCGAUGUCUCACAAUCAAAAGCUGACAUGGAUGCCAAAGUACCGAGUGUAGAUGUCAAAACAGGCAAGUUGGAAGGUGAUCUUAGUCUUGGGAAGAUUGACAUCAAAGGUCCUGAUUUUGAAUUAAAAAUGCCUGAAGUCGAAAAACCACAAUUUGACAUCGAAAUGCGAAAGUCGAAAGGGAAGGUAGAUGUUGAUGUGUCUAUCCCAAAAACUGAUAUCGAAGUUUCAGCUCCGAAAAUGUCAGUGGGCCUUAAAGCUCCAUCAACCGAAGUGGAUCUGCCAACAGUAGAUGUGGGUUUGGAAUCAGGAGAUAUGAAGAUGAAAAGUGAUGGAGGAAAGUUCAAACUGCCAUCCGUGAAAAUGCCAUCAUUUGGGAUUUCUCUUCCAAAAUUCAAAGGACCUGAAAUUGACGUGAGUGCGAGCAAGCCAGAUGUCGAUAUUUCAGUUGAAAACCCAGAGAUACAUCUGAAAGGCCCUAAAGUUGAUGUAAGUGCUACAGAACUUGAAGCUGAUCUGCCAGGACCAGUUGUUGACAUUGAAGGAAAAGUGGGAAAAAUAAAAUUUCCAACUUUCAAACUUCCAAAACUUGGAUUUUCAGCUUCUGAUAAAAAUGCUCCAAUGAAGGACUUCAAUGUACAUCUCCCCAAGGUUGAUGUCUCACUGCCAAAAGCUGAUUUGGAUGUCAAAUUAGCAAGUGCAGAUGUACUUCCAGAAAAUGCGGUAGAUAGAAUUAAUGUUGCGGGCAUUGACAUGCAAUGUCCUAAUGUCACUCUAAAAAUGCCUGAAAAGAAGAAACCUACAAUUGACAAUGAAGUUCCAAAAGCGAAAGGUGAUUUAGAUGUGAAUGUGUCUAUGCCUAAGCCUGAACUUGGUGUUUCCACUCCGGGAAUGUCAGUGGACAUUAAAGCUCCAUCAACUGAUGUGGAUCUCCCAACAGUUGAUGUUCAUUUAGACUCAGCAGAUCUGAAGAUGAAAGAUGAUGGUGCAAAGUUGGAAAUGCCACCCAUGAAAUUGCCUUCUUUCGGUGUUUCUGUUCCCAAGUUGAAAGGUCCUGAAGUUGAUAUGAGUGUGAGUCAGCCAGACGUCGAUAUUUCAGCUGAAAAACCACCGAUCGAUAGUAGAGGACUGAAAAUUGACUUGAUUGCUCCAGAAUGUGAAGGUAGAAUAGAGGCAGGUGAUAUUACCAUUGCAGGGAAAGGAGAAAAGUUUAAUAUACCAAAAUUUAAAGCAACCAAGUUUGGAGUUUUAACGCCUGAGAUGAAACCUCUUAAAACGAAUGUUGAUAUCAAUGUCUCUCCAGUUGACAUCUCACGUUCAAAAACUGCUCUUGUUGAGAAUGAACGAAAUAUAGAUGUGAAAGCAGGAACAGUAGAAGUUCAUAACAAUGUUGCAGCUUUUGAUUUCAAACAGGUUGAUGCCCAUCUAAAAAUGCCUGGGAUACAAAGUUCACAAAUCAGUAUUGGUGAUCCAAAAACAAAAGGGAAAAUUGAUGCUGAAACAUUGAUGCCAAAGACUCAACUUGAUGUUUCAGCUCCUGAAAUGUCAGUGGACAUUAAAGCUCCAGCAUUAUUUUCAGUUUCAUUUUCUAAGUUUAAAUUUCCAGAUGUCGACUUUAGGACAGAAACAACAGGGAAUGAUGAUCCUGAUUUUUCCAAGGCUGUGACGAAAGAAUCAGGUCAAUCACUUCAAGGAAAGUCUUGCGAGCAUUCGGAUAAAACAGCCCCUGAACUCAAAGGUCAAAAGGAUGCUGGAUUGACAGCAACAGAGGAAAGUUCUCCAUCAAAGGGGAGGACAAGUUGGUUUAAAUUUCCAAAAAUUAACUUUUCAUCGCCAUGGAAAAAAGAAAAAGCUGCUGAUGGUGAAAAACAAACUGCACAUGAAAUUCCAACUUCUAGCACAGAACCAAUUAAACCUAGUGUAAAAGUGGCUGACGUAAAAUCUGAUGGCCAUGACUUUUUACCUGGUGGGUCUUCAGAUGAAGUAUCGCCAUCAACCAUUCCUACAUCAAAGGAAGUAACGGUUGAAGAUACUGAAAAUAGAACUACUGAUGAUGGUACAACUCAAAUAGUAACAAUGAAAUCUAAAGACCCUGGUACUGUAGUAGGAGGCACAUAUGUGAUAACACCCAGUCAAGUAGUGACAUCAACUGCAAGAACUGAGCUCGCCUUGCUGGAAUCAGGUGAUUUCAGGAUAAAUGUCCAAUCAUCCAAAACAAGUAAAUCUGAAUCUUCUCAUCAAGGCCAAGUUCCAACCUGUGAAACUUCGUCUGAGUCUCAUCAAAUUGUUCUGACUGGAACCAAAAUUACAAAAGCAAAUGAUAAACAAGAAAGCACCAAAAAAUCAGGAAUCCCUCAAAGUUCUAACUUACCAAUAUCUCCACCACCUGAAGGUAUAACACGUACACAUCUGACAGAACAUUCCACAGUGGUUACUAAAGAAACUCUCAUGCAAGAACAAGCUGCCAGUGGGAUAGCCGAACCAGCAAAGUCUACAAAAGAACUGUCUGAAUCCCACCUACCAAAAUCAGAAUACACUGUAUCUGCCAAAGGGCACGCCCUUACUAAGAAAUAUACAAGAACAGAAGGAACUGUGGUUGUCUUAACUGACAGUUCCAUAUUACAAGGAGAUAUUGCUCCUGGAGCAACAGUUACUGAUGAUACGUCCACUGUUUUUGAAACAAUGAAAGAAAUGAUUCAGAAUGAACAAAAACAGUUCUCUGAAAAAUCUCAACUUUCAUCUGUUUCCAUCCCUAUAAGUGAAUCUGAGACAAAAGAAAUUAAGAAGACAGAAACUAAGGAAUAAACAUGCAUUGACAGCUUUGUUUAUAAUUGUGAUAUGAUGCUUUUACACAGUAGUUAUCUUUGCUGUUUCCUGUAUUUAUCUAAAUAUCAACUUGAUUAUUGUGUGCAAGAGAGGUGUUUUAUAGAGCAAUAAGGAUAUUUCAUAUUGCACUACAUAUUAAAGAUCACAAUUUUGAAUUAUGAUGGCACUUGCUUCAAUAAUAACAAAUUCAGAAUUAGAAAUAAACUACUUCAGUAAAUUAUAAAAUAUUUGCAUAUUUUUGUGUAUAGGCUGCUUAAAAGUUACUUUUGAUCCAAAUAUAAUGGGGACAAAUAUUUAUGCCUUUAAAUCGCUAUUCAGUGGCACACACCUUAUCUACGUUUUCAGUUAAGUGUAGCAAUUUUUUGUCUGUGCAUAACUUGAACCUUUCUGAAUAAUCAAUUGCCUGGUUAGUGUCAUUAAUAUCUAAAUGUUAAUUAGAGUUACAAUCUCAGUAUGAUUUGUACAUUCAAGUUGUUAGAGGUAACUAAAACAAGGAUAAAGAAUAAAUAUGAAGGCAUUAAGAUUUUAUCAGAAAUAGAAUCUUAAGUGUCUACAAUCCACCUCCAAUGAAAAACACUUUUUACAUCAAUUAUCUGCAAGUUCUAAACAGAUAACACUUAAGAAAUACGACAUACUGACCUAAGUAGUAUAGGACAUACUAUGAUAAAUGAUUCUCAUACUCAUCAAACUAAGUGAUAAUAAUGGUUAGGAAUGGAAUAUUUUCCAUCUAAAGCAUCCAAUAUUUUCCAUCUAAAGCAUCAAACAUUCUCAGCUGUGGAGACAUUUUCUCCACUCAGUUCACCUCAGCAUGUAAAAGCAUACAUCACAGUGCACCAGUAAUGUAUUUUUGAUUUCUCUUGUUAUUUAUCAUUGGGCCUAUCUACAUGACAUUUUCAAUUACUGUCAAUUUAGGAAUAAUUUCCCACUUUUGCCCCAAGACCAUUAGAAUUCAUUUCACACAGAAUCUUUAUAACCAGAAGGUAGAGAACACUUGUAUCAUAUCAGUCUUGAAUCCAGGUCUUAGACGGGGCUUAAUCCACUGCACUGCUCAAUUUAUAUAACAAUAUUUCUAUAACAAUUAUAAUAGACUUUAUGUCACUGAUCUAGCACUUGUUACAUUUGAUAUCACAAAACACAUUUAAAGCCCGUGUGAAAAACAAAUAAUAAAAAUGUCAUAAAUUAAUAUUCAUCACUCAAGUAUUUAAUUUCAAAAUGGCAGUGAAGCUCAGUAGACAGAAUUCUAAUUUGCUCUUCUCCUGGAAAUUGUAAAAAAUGUGUCCAAAUAUGUGUGAAUAAUGUUGUUGUAAAUAUGAUUAACUGAAAUUUGUAUCCUGGUAGCUUCUGUUGAUUUAUGCCACAAUUACUGUGGAAUAUUGAUUUUGCUUUGCUAAGUUUUCUUACAAUUGCUAACUUUGUGUAUGUAUCAUCAAUAAAAUACCUGU
Molecule: messenger RNA, 7049 nt
Organism: Rhincodon typus (whale shark)
Lineage: Eukaryota; Metazoa; Chordata; Chondrichthyes; Orectolobiformes; Rhincodontidae
Product: protein AHNAK2-like
Exons: 9
Coding region: 310-5586 (1758 amino acids)
Biological process (GO): regulation of RNA splicing
Cellular component (GO): cytoplasm; nucleus
Molecular function (GO): protein binding
Source: RefSeq, a predicted model, not a curated record